UUUCUUGUCUGUUUUCCGUAUCAGCUGCUCUGCGCCUGCGGUGUUUUGUGUUUAUUCUGCAUAUUUGUCCUGUGAUUACAUCGAGUUGAGCUUCGGUUCCUCUGUAUUUGCAGUCGACCCUGUGCUUUUUUGUAUUUUCCCUUCCUAUAUUCACUUAUUUUACUGAAAAUCUCUUUCGGGAAAGUGACUCUUUUUUUGUGAUAUAUUCGUGGUUUUUCGUAUGAAAUGGGUUGUACAAGCCAUCGAAACUGUGUAAUUUGAGGCAAACAAGAGAGUAACCCGAACGAACUCUACGACGAUUCUAAGUUUUUUGCCAAAUUUCCACUGGAUGAAAUCCGCUGCAAGGAGUGGGUUAGAGCUGUUGGCAUUGAAGAUUUGGCACAUAUGCCUAUUGAAAAACUUAAUGAACGACGCCAUAUCUGCGGAGAUCACUUCGAAAAAAGUCAUUUUAGUAAGGAAAUGAAUCGUUUGAAGAAUAUUGCUGUACCUAAACUGCAAUUAUCCUCACCUCCACUGACUGAUAAACAACUUCAACAUUUUCCUCUGCAUACUGCUGCAAAGAACAAAACAGUGCCUAUACCUGAUGCACCAAUGGCUUCCACAAGUAAAGAACAUCAUGUUGCUGACCCUGUCCUGAUACCUGACACGUCAAUGCCUUCCGUAAGUAAAGCACCCUUGAUUGCUGAUCCUAAAUUGGUGUGUUCAGUCAGGUACAAACCUGACGCUUCAUUACCUUCCACAAGUAAGGAACACCUUGUUGCUGAUGUUGUCUUAAACGAAACUGGAUUUGACUCGCUGUAG
Hyposmocoma kahamanoa is the source of this 801-nucleotide messenger RNA. RefSeq lists its product as uncharacterized. The record is from RefSeq and is a predicted model, not a curated record. Lineage: Eukaryota; Metazoa; Arthropoda; Insecta; Lepidoptera; Cosmopterigidae. The coding region runs from base 385 to 801 and encodes 138 amino acids. The transcript has 6 exons.